UCCACUACCAGACCUGCUCCGGCGGGUGACAGAACCGAGUCUGUGCGAGGACGUACUUUGGUACCGAGUUWCAGGAGGACGUCUCCAGGCUAAAGAGGAAAAAAUGGACACAGAAGGCAGAAGAAGAACAGCAACUUAAAAUAUGCUUUACAAAAUUAGAGAAAGCCCGAACAGUUUUAGUCACUUGCAGCUGAAUAUGUGGGUCAGCUGCGGCGAACUUCGGACUCAGUAACUUUGUUUUGGUCACUUCAGCUGCGGAUUUCUCGAACAAUAAUAGGUUUUUAUUCUGACAGGACGUGAACAUGUUAGCAGUAAGUAAUUCACCCACACAGUUCUGUAAAAAAAACAACAGAAACAUCCCAAAUUGUGUUGAGGAGUGAAGUUGCGGGAUAUGUUUGAGUUGCUUUCAUUGGAGAAGUGCACGUUCCGGAUUCUGGUGAUUCGGUUGGUUUGAAUGAAACGAGGAGCGCUCACGUGGGAAACUCCUGAUAACAAAGAGGGUCACUGGGAUGUAAUCCGUGAUGGAGCUUCAGCAGGUUCUGACUCUCCUCUCAGCUCUGCCGUGAAGAAGAAAUCACCGCACAGUCAGCCCGGAAGCGGCUCGUGUCUGGUACAAACUUAGAAUAAAAGCUGGUCACCGCGUGGGACUGAAGUACAAAAKAGCGACGGCUGGUUCCCCCCUGCAAACCCAUCAUCAUGGUCUCCACCUCACGAGACACCUGGAUGCUCUGGAGACGGACCGUGCUCGCGCUGUGGCUGUGCGCGGUCUGGGCGCGAGGAGCGGAGCAYGAGAGCGGCUUUAACGCCGAGUCAUGGCUGAGGAUAUAUGGUUACUUGCCCCAAGCCAGCCGACAGAUGUCGACCAUGCGAUCAGCUCAGAUCCUGUCCAAUGCCGUCAGUGACAUGCAGCGGUUCUACGGCCUGGAGGUCACUGGUCAGAUGGAUGCUCAGACCAUCAGCGCCAUGAGGAGACCUCGCUGCGGCGUGCCUGACAAGUUUGGAGGACAGAUCAAAACCAACGUGAGGCGGAAGCGCUACGCACUCACUGGACAUAAAUGGAACAAAAGCCAUCUCACUUACAGCAUUCAGAACUACACUCCAAAAAUUGGAGAGUAUAACUCGUAUGAGGCCAUCCGGCGGGCCUUUAAAGUCUGGGAGAGUGUCACCCCGCUGACAUUUGACGAAAUCCCCUACCAGGAAAUCAAAUAUGGACGUCGCAAGGAGCCCGACAUCAUGAUCUUUUUUGCCUCGGGGUUUCAUGGAGACAGCUCCCCUUUUGAYGGGGAGGGGGGCUUCCUAGCUCAUGCCUACUUCCCUGGACCUGGAAUGGGCGGGGACACGCAUUUUGACUCUGAAGAACCGUGGACCAUAGGGAACCACAACGUUCAAGGUAAUGAUCUCUUCUUGGUGGCAGUCCACGAGCUGGGACACGCCCUGGGUUUAGAGCACUCCAGCAACCCCCUGGCCAUCAUGGCCCCCUUCUACCAAUGGAUGGAGACUGACAACUUCCAGCUGCCUGAUGAUGACCGGCUAGGCAUACAACAAAUCUAUGGUCAACAUGACAGUGGCCCUACCCACACACUGCCUACGGUGACCCCCCGCCGCCCCGAACCCAGACCACCUCAAUCACCUCCACGUCAACCUGACCGACCCAGGACCACUGACAGACCAGACCACUAUGGACCCAAUAUCUGUGAAGGCAACUUUGACACCGUUGCUAUGCUGCGAGGAGAGAUGUUUGUUUUCAAGGGUCGUUGGUUCUGGAGGGUGCGCAGGAACAGGGUUCUCGAUAACUACCCCAUGCCCAUCAGYCACUUCUGGAGGGGUCUUCCUGGUGACAUAGAUGCUGCUUAUGAAAGGCACGACGGCAGGUUCGUCUUCUUUAAAGGAAACAGGUUUUGGCUUUUCAGAGAGGCAAACCUUGAACCAGGGUAUCCACUAGAGCUGGUUGACUUCGGUCAAGAUGUUCCAUAUGACCGGAUAGACACGGCUAUCUGGUGGGAACCAACAGGCUUCACUUACCUCUUUCAAGGAGACCAGUACUGGCGCUUCAAUGAGCAGUCUCGUUUGGCUGACAGAGGCUAUCCAAAGUCCAUAAGAGUGUGGGACUCCUCAGUGCCUCAUACUCCCAAGGGUGCCUUCCUCAGCGAUGACGGAGCAUACACCUUCUUCUAUAAGGGUUCAAAGUACUGGAAAUUUGACAACCAUCGUAUGAAAAGUGAACCAGGCUUCCCUAAGUCCAUUCUGAGAGACUUUAUGGGCUGCAGUGUGGACCUGGACCCUGACCGAGACACAGACACCGGGCGCAGAUACCCCGACGUAAACCGUCCACCGUUCAACCCGGACGCAGGACGUGACGGUGAUAAGGGCAAAGAUCGGGACAGAACAGACCGAGAAGACACGGACAGAGACACAGGCAAAGGGUCGGACAAGGACAAGGACAAAGACGAGGACUACCGAGAGGGUCGGGAAGAAGACACCAAUGAGGUGGACGUGGUGCUGAAGGUAGACGACAGUGAGGAACGGACCAUGAACAUUCUGAUAGUGACCAUCCCUCUGGUCCUGGUGCUGUGCAUCCUGGGACUGAUUUACGCCAUCAUUAACACGCUGCAGAGCAAAGGGGCACCUCGGCUGCUCGUGCACUGCAAACGCUCGCUGCAAGAUUGGGUCUGACCCUGGCCACAAGGAGGCACUGAACUUGAACCUGACUUAAGAUACCUUCUCUUCUCCAACCUAAGCCUCCUCCCASUGACCCAUUUGUCUCAAGUCUCUGCGCUCAGUGGCUCCUGCAACUCUUAAAUCCAAACCGUACGGAUAMACAGGCACUCACAAACUAUGAGCAAACAUGAAUAAUGUCUUAUAUUUACACACACUGACAUACACACCGCCUCACCUCCCUCGUUUCCCAUGGUGCUCUACUACACCAAGACUGUAGUCUAUUUAUAAUAGAGUACUUUGCACAUUGUUUUUAGUUUUUAUUUUUUGGUUCAUCCUGUGUGAGAAUUGUUAUUGUUGUUAUUAUUUGUAAAUCAGGAAGGCCGUUCUACUCUCUCUCUCGUUUUUGUACCGCCCCCUGGCUUUUCGAGAUAUCUUGACAUCUGUUUAUAUCAUUUCACUUCCUACAGAGGGAGAAAGUUCUGAGAUUCAUAGACAAAGCUUUUUGCUUGAUGUAAGGCUGAGUAGCAUCUUGCCCUUCCCCCAUUAUCUCUAAUAUCUCUUCCAUCUUUAGUAUCAUAUGUUAAGUACAUGACAGUGAGUUGUACUGUAACUGGACUUGGUCACUACAGAUAUUUUAAUGUAGUUAAAAGUGAAGAUCUCUUAUGAGCUCAUUAUUACUUUGCUUUUGAAUCACUGUGAUCCUCUUUGAGAGCAAAUCUAAUCAGCUUCUYCAUUUAGAGUUUUCUAAYCUUUCAUUGAAACUUCUUUUAUUCUCUUAUUUUGCCAACUCAACAGGACAUGAGAAGAGUAAUACGGCUUCACAGUUUAGUGUUUUAUAGUAGUGCUCUGAUAUUUGAAGUAGAAAUCCUUACCCAUAGCAUUAAUGGUUGGUUAUACCUGUGCAAUUUCUUUUAACAUGUAAAAAUGAAAAAYAAUCCCCAUCAAAGGGAGACAUCUUUGACUGGAAGGAGCCAACAGUGUUCCACGAUUAGCUCUAAAUUUUGCUGGUGCACACCACAAACCUUGUGUUCUUGUAGUUCUGGUACUAUUUAGAUUAGGUGCUAGUUKUGUGAAGCUGAUUGAAGUGUCAGCAAAUACUAUGUGUACAAAUGCAACAUAUMCAGUCAUGGGUUAGAAAAUUAUACUCAGGUUGCAGUUAACUGUAUUAUUUUUAAURUUUGGACAAUGAAAACCUUGUUUUCCUUCAUGAUGUUGUACUUUCUCAGUUGGAUUACUGAUCUUUUUCCCCUUAUAUGGAAAGUAUUUAGAGCUCCCUGUCUUGAAGGAUAAACAGACUCCUACCUUUGCUUUCUCUUACAAGGCUGAGUGUUGCUCCUCUCUUUCAACAAUUAUAUGUUUCUCUUUGUGCUACAUUGAGAGAUGAACAAAUGCAACAGUUGGCUCACGGCGACACAGGGGAGUGAGUGUUAAACUUGAUUAGUGCAGCUAAUGUCCCUCACACRUUCUAACAUAUUGUCAAGUAUUUCAUACAAAAGACAACCUAAGAAUGAAGACUGAUGGCCAGUCUGUUGGAAAUAUAAGGUAUCCAUUAUCACCAGGGUGGGCUUGGUUCUCUCRGGCCCAUGUGAGCAAAGACUAAUCCUCUUCAUUAAAAGCAGCAGAUGUAUACAAAAGUCUUUAACCCCCUGAGACCUUUGACCUAAACAUUUAAUUCCCCGAAUCAAGACUCUCUCUUCUGUUUCAUCUGGCAAGAACAAAGAAAAAGCAGAGGAAGAAUUUUUUUUUCUAAAUUCUCAUUAUUUCAGCCUUGUAGUCAUGCUUUUAAACAUCUACAACUACAGACCAACCAUGGUUAUCAGAUGAGGAUGUAUUUUUAUUCCCACAAAUCAAAUCCACCUUUAAUUUUUAUACAUAAUCCUAUUUAGGUAUGGUAACUUACAAUUAUUUGUAAAAAAUGACUAGUUUGUUUAAUACUUUUGCUUAAAAUUGUGGUAAAGGUGAGCAAAACCAAAGACGAAGUUCUUUAUUGCAUUGAAGUCUAAAAACCAGGUUAGACUGAGUUAGACUGUGAAAUUUAAUUUGAAAGAAGGAARGUCUUAUCUAUCGGAGGGGGCCGGGUUUCUCAGAUAUGGCCGGGCAGGGUGAGGAGGGUAUUUCUGUCCUGUGGCUGAAAAUGGGGGAGGGGGGAAGAGGGAAGGAGGUUGACUCUUCCUGAGCUUGCAAAGUUUGGAUCUCAGGAACAAGGAGGGGUCAGAGGAACAGGAUAGAGGGAGAGAGAAGACCGGCAACGCACCAAAUYCUCCUGAUAGCGCAACAACAACACAGGCCAAGUAGGAACAUGCAGUCCCUUUAUGUUGAAAGCCUUUGCUUGUGGACCUUUAWUGAAAGCUGCUUCUUGCUGUAAAGCCUGAAUAUUACUAGCAUUCACGUUUCUUUUGAAACAUUUCAGAGAAACCACCACUACAGCUCCUCUUAAGUGAAGGCAGGUCAAGGUGGGACACCUAAGCAGAGUUUACAGGGUGCUUGUACUGACAGAAGUCUGGAGAUUGAUUUGAGGCGGGUCGAUUGCAGUUGCUAGGAAGCGGUGUCCUGUGUCCAUCAUUCACCUCAUCAUUGGGACUUUGCAGAUGGGGGUUGGCGGACGCAAGCUAAUCAGCGUUAAAAGCAUUGUCCUCCUCGUCCUGCAUUUCCAUUUGCCCGACCGGCACAUCGGUGAGCGCUCAGACAGCCGAGCGUCUGGACAGGCUCAGAAACUGCAGACUCACUGCAUUAGACACUAAUAGAGUUUAUCAACUUGGCUUCUCUCUCUGACCUCCAAACAACCACAUCAAAGCCGAGCUAUCCAUCUUGAAUAAGCUGAGUGGGCCUGAGGUUGCUGUCCUUGAAAUCACUGCUGUGCAUUUGUGCAGUUUCAGAGGAAUUCCUGAGUUUAGUCUCCACAAAUUGACUCAGGACUUCAGGCGGGAGACAAGUGCUGAGAGAAAUGUGUCAUAGCUGAUUGAUGCGAGCCUUCGUGUGUCGAAGUGUUCAGUUAAUCAGCCCCUCUCUCCGUCAGCGAGCUGUUUUCUGGUUGUAAAUCUCCCAGCCCCUCCGCAUAACUCAGCCCGGUCCUCUAAGCCUCAAAGGGAUCGUAAGAACAACAAUGGUCCGCACUCUUUCCCCUCCCUCUGUUUUCUCUCUCUUCCUGAUGCCUACUCACACAAACACAUUAUUGUCUCCCCCCCAGCCUCACCCCCUCCUCCUUCCCACUAGGAAACUAGUCCAGGCUGAGGUCUAAACCUGUUUGUAGAUUCACACUCCCAGUUCAACCAUGGAUGGAUUGGCUUAAAAAAAAUAAAAACAACAAACCUGUCAGGUUUGUUACAAUCGUUUUAGAUUUAGAAUCAGAUUGAGAYGCUUCAAAUAAAUAAAUUCAUUUUGAAGCAUCAAACCCUGACGUAAGUGUAGGGAAGUUUAGGGCAUGCUGAGCUCAUUUGUCUCAGGAUGUGUUACUGUAAACACUACGGUUCUGACUGCUCAGCACAGGCUUCUUUUCUUUUUCCUUUUGUCCAGUUUUUUUUUUUUUCUUUUUAAUGAACAUCUCUGUUUAACCCCAUUCAAUCAGAAGUCAGGUAUUCUAGUUAGCUAUUAAUGAGUGUAUGUUUUUCAUUCUUCAACUAUCUCAACACUGUGUGAAAAACCGCAAGCUUCCAGUAGUCGCUGCUUCAGAGCUGUGUGGAAACUAAAUGAUAACAGAACAGACUUCAAAGGAUUUUUAGAAAUCACUCAAUAACUGUGUUCUGUUUCAGGUUUUCUUUUUCAGUAAACCUCAACAGCUUACAAYGACUCAAACCUAAAUGACAGCAGGUUGUCAAGAUGCUUCUUCUUUUACUUUUUUCCUCCCAGAAUGCAUCUCAGCCAGCUCACUGAGUUCAUCCUCUCAAUGAAAACCACUCGUUUUAAAUCACCACUCGACUAACUCGAACCACUCACUGUGGAAAUGGAACAGAAAAGAAGGCUGACAAAUGACUUUCAGCAUCUGUGAGAGUGCAGCGGAUCUGCGCUCCGCGUGCUUCACUCAGACAUUGGAACUGUUGAGCAGCCUCCUUCAGAAAACUGCCUCCAUCUUCUUGUUGCAGCUACAGCAGAGAGGAGAGUUGAACCAUCAGGUGUAGAACCUGGCAUCUCAUGUUAGGUCUUUUAAAUUUUGUGAUUUUUUUUUUUUCUCGUUGUCAUCUCUGCCUGGGAUGAGAGGGUGGCUGUAAUGUAACAGCUUUUCACAAUGAAGAGGUUAUUGUUUUAUCUUUUAGAAGACUUUUGGUCUGAUGUUGGUUUACUUUUCCUCCUAUUUUUUUUUAACUGAUAAUUUGAUGUUAAUAACAUUCCAGUUAGAUGUUUGGAGGUGUUAUUAGUGUUUUUCUUUUUUUUUUUCUUUUAGAAAUUGUUAAAAUUUUAUACAUUUGUUUUGUGUGUUCACCUCUAGUUGAGUGUGUUAACAAGCCAUGCUGGACAUGUACACAUUAAAAAUUGCUGUGAAAAAAAAAGUUCAA
Molecule: messenger RNA, 7148 nt
Organism: Austrofundulus limnaeus
Lineage: Eukaryota; Metazoa; Chordata; Actinopteri; Cyprinodontiformes; Rivulidae
Gene: mmp15b
Product: matrix metallopeptidase 15b
Exons: 10
Coding region: 697-2673 (658 amino acids)
Biological process (GO): collagen catabolic process; proteolysis; extracellular matrix organization
Cellular component (GO): extracellular matrix
Molecular function (GO): zinc ion binding; metalloendopeptidase activity
Source: RefSeq, a predicted model, not a curated record